AUGGCGGUGCUGGUUUCCCACCCUUUGGACCCUCUCACGCCUCAGGAGAUCUCUCAGACCGCGAAGCAUGUUCGAGCAGCUUUCCCAGAUGGCGAGGCAUAUUUCCGGGUCAUAACCCUUGCGGAACCAGCCAAGGCCGAAAUGAUGGCUUUCUUAGAGCACGAGCACGGUAAGGGUGGUGUUGUAUCGGAGCAAGCGUCCAAACGGCCAGCCCGCCUCGCCACGGUUCAGGUUUUCCUGGGUCAACCACGGGACAGCGCGCACUUUUAUGAACUCAAGGUCAACGUGGAAACCGGAGAGGUCGUGCACAAGGAACAGCUCCUCGGUCGGCAUCCACACGUCGACGGAUACGACAUGCAGAAGACCGAGGCAGCGUGCCUUGGUGAUAGCCGGGUGCAGGCCGCCAUCAAGGAGAUGCAGCUUCCCGAGGGGGCGGUGGUCAAGAUUGAACCGUGGACGUACGCGACGGAUGGGAUGAACGAUAUGAGCCAGAAGAUCACCAUGUGCUAUUUCUACAUGAAACUGAUCAGUCAUCCGGAUGCAAACCACUAUGCGUACCCCUUGGAUCUGUGCGUCGAGAUGUCUGGCGAUGCGCGGGUGUUGAAAAUCUACCACCUCCCCAAUGGCACGUCGAACGACAUCAGCACGACGGCCAAACCGUACGAUAAGAGGAAAAUCUUCGACGCGGACAUUGAGUAUCACCCAGACUUGGUGCCCGAGCAUCGUACAUCCACCAAGCCAUACCACGUCUUGCAGCCGGAUGGCCCGUCCUUCACCACCACGGGCAACCUCCUACGCUGGGAAAAGUGGCAUUUGCGCGUCGGGUUCAACUACAGGGAAGGACUCACUCUUCACGACGUCCGGUAUGACGGCCACUCAUUGUUCUACCGCCUCUCGCUCUCCGAGAUGUUUGUUCCCUACGGGGACCCGCGAACGCCGUAUGCGCGCAAAGCCGCCUUUGAUCUGGGGAAUGACGGCGCCGGCUGCAAUGCCAACAAUCUGCAGCUGGGAUGCGACUGUUUGGGCCACAUCAAAUACUUUGACGGCUGGCACGCCACCAGCUCGGGGGAUCCGAUCAAGCUCCCCAACGCGGUGUGCUGUCAUGAAAUCGACGACGGGAUUCUGUGGAAACACACCAAUUUCCGCACAAACAAUGCCGUGGUCACCCGCUCGAGGGUCUUGGUGUUGCAGACCAUCAUCACCGUGAGCAACUACGAGUACAUCUUUGCCUUUUACUUUGGCCAGGACGCGUCCUUGCAGUAUGAAGUGCGGGCGACGGGGAUUGUGUCCACCGUCCCGAUCAACGUUGGGGACAAGGUGCCAUUUGGCACCACAGUUGCACCGGGCGUGAUGGCACCGUAUCAUCAACACCUCUUCUGUCUGAGGAUCGACCCAGCAGUGGCCGGGUGGAAGAAUUCUCUCGUCGUCGAGGAGUCGCAUGCUAUGCCGCUUGAGAGCCAGGAUCCCAAUAUCCACAACCCUUUCGGCGUCGGGUACACGACCAAAGCUGAGACGGUGAGCAAAGAAUGUGGAUUGGAUCUUGACCACACGGUCAACCGAGUUUUCAAGAUUGUCAACGAAGGCGUUACGAACCCUGUCACUGAAGGGCCCGUCGGGUACAAACUCGUCCCCUACUAUAGUCAACUCGUCCUUGCACACCCGUCAUCGUACCAUGCGAAGAGAUCCGAGUUUGGCGCGCAUGCCGUCUGGGUGACGAAAUACCACGACGGGGAGCUGUUCGCGUCGGGCGACCACACCAUGCAAUCUCUAGGCGGAGAAGGCAUUGCCAGCUGGAUCGAGAAGCGGCGGCAGGAGCAAGAGUCUUCGGCUGCCAGUGACGUCAAAAACCAAGACAUUGUCGUUUGGCACACCUUUGGAUCAACGCACAACCCGCGCGUGGAGGAUUGGCCUGUGAUGCCGUGCGAGAAGAUGGCCGUUGGACUGAAGCCGGUGAAUUUCUUCGCACGGAAUCCCGCCUUGGAUGUUGCGCCGUCGACACAAGAGAGGAAUCGGAGUGUGCUGGUGGUGGAUGGGGCGACCCCGGCCGAAGUGGUGACCCACAGGCAUUGUUCAAAGCUCUAG
Messenger RNA from Fonsecaea multimorphosa CBS 102226, 2082 nucleotides. RefSeq lists its product as uncharacterized. The transcript is spliced from 3 exons. Gene Ontology annotation, biological process: amine metabolic process. The coding region runs from base 1 to 2082 and encodes 693 amino acids. Gene Ontology annotation, molecular function: quinone binding; primary methylamine oxidase activity; copper ion binding. The record is from RefSeq and is a predicted model, not a curated record. NCBI's taxonomy places the organism in Eukaryota, Fungi, Ascomycota, Eurotiomycetes, Chaetothyriales, Herpotrichiellaceae.